Messenger RNA from Rhopalosiphum maidis (corn leaf aphid), 1091 nucleotides. RefSeq names its product transcription initiation factor IIE subunit beta (gene TfIIEbeta). The record is from RefSeq and is a predicted model, not a curated record. Gene Ontology annotation, cellular component: transcription factor TFIIE complex. Bases 163 to 1026 code for a protein of 287 amino acids. The transcript is spliced from 7 exons. Gene Ontology annotation, biological process: transcription initiation at RNA polymerase II promoter. NCBI's taxonomy places the organism in Eukaryota, Metazoa, Arthropoda, Insecta, Hemiptera, Aphididae.
AACAAUCUUUUAAUAUUUAUGUUCUCAAUGUUUUAUUCUCAAAUUCUCAACUAUAAUUAACAAGUAGUAAAUAAACAUAAUUUGACUUUAAAAUAAAAAUUAUAUUAUAUAAUGUUGAAAAAAUAGUGUUUAUUUGCUAAGUAUAUUUAUAAGUAAAAAAAUAUGGAUCCUGCUUUGCUGAGAGAAAGAGAAUUAUUCAAAUUAAAAGCUUCAGCUAUUCCAGUAGUUGAAAAAAGGUUAAGAGAAGACACCAGCAACAAAGAUGAGGUUAAAAGAAAAUCUAAACCAUUACCUUCUAUGCCCAGACCGCCUUCACCGCCAAAUGCUUCAAGUUCAUUAAAUAGUUAUAAGUCAUAUGGGCAAAGUUCUCAGUAUAAAUUUGGUGUGCUUACCAAAAUAGUAAAGUAUAUUAGAGCACGACAUCAGGAUGGAGAUGAUCAUCCAUUAACAUUAGAUGAGUUAUUGGAUGAAACUAAUCAAUUAGAUGUGGGAGCAAAAGUAAAAACAUGGCUAGAAACUGAAGCACUACCAGGCAACCCUAAAAUUGAACGGACACCUGAUGGAAAAUAUAUGUUCAAGCCUCCUUAUAAACUUAAAGACAGAAAAGCUUUGUUAAAGUUAUUAAAACAACAAGAUUUAAAAGGUUUAGGGGGAAUUAUGAUGGAUGAUAUUCAAGAAUCAUUACCCAAUUGUGAAAAAGCUCUUAAGCAUUUGCAAAAUGAAAUAUUAUAUGUUUGUCGGCCUGGAGAUAAAAAAAAAGUUAUGUUCUACAAUGACAAAUCUGCUACUAUUGAUAUUAAUGAAGAAUUUAAAAAAAUGUGGAGGAGUAUUGCAGUAGAAAAUAUGGACGAUGAAAAGAUAGAGGAACAUUUGGAGAAACAGGGCAUAAGUUCCAUGCAAGAUAAUGGUAUUAAAAAAGUAAAUCAUGUAAAACGGAAAAAACCAGUGACCAAGAAAAGAUUAUCCAAAAGACCUAGGGAUAAUGAACAUUUGGCAAAUGUGUUGGAAGAUUAUGAUACAUUGUAAUUCUUUAUAUAAGUAUGUUUAUUAUUUUUUUAUUGUACAUUAAUAAAAAAAAAAUUGUAUAUCAA